Molecule: messenger RNA, 1992 nt
Organism: Striga hermonthica
Lineage: Eukaryota; Viridiplantae; Streptophyta; Magnoliopsida; Lamiales; Orobanchaceae
Source: the annotation of a GenBank genome assembly
AUGGAUCACGUAAAGACUCCUUUCAAGGGAAUGGCAAAUGAUGUUAACGGGCGGCUAAAAUGCUACAAGAAUGAUUGGAUCAAUACGUGCGGUUGUGGUGCAAGGAUUUUGGCUCCAACAGCAUACAUUUUCUUUGCUUCAACUCUUCCCGUAAUUGCCUUUGGGGAGCAACUAAGUCGAGAAACAGAUGGGAGAUUAAGCCCGGCCGAGACACUUGUUUCAACCGCUAUAUGUGGGAUCAUCCAUUCGAUUUUCGGUGGACAGCCUUUGUUGAUUUUAGGAGUUGCCGAGCCAACUAUUAUAAUGUAUACUUACUUGUACAACUUUGCAAAGAGAAGUGUUGGAACCGAGCUCUAUUUAGCGUGGGCUGCGUGGGUAUGUGUUUGGACAGCUUUACUGCUCUUUCUUCUCGCCAUAUUUAACGCUUGUACUAUUAUCACUCGAUUUACGAGGGUGGCUGGGGAACUUUUCGGCAUGUUGAUCUCUGUUCUUUUCAUUCAAGAAGCCAUCAAGGGCGUGGUGAGUGAAUUCGAAAUUCCGAAAGGUGAAAAUGCCUCGGAAGAGCAAUACAAAUUCUCAUGGCUUUAUACCAAUGGAUUGCUCUCGGUCAUAUUCUCGUUCGGAGUGCUUAUAACUUCCUUAAAGAGCCGAAGUGCUCGGUCCUGGCGUUACGGUACAGGCUUCUUUCGGAGUUUCAUUGCGGAUUAUGGGGUCCCACUUAUGAUUGUCGUUUGGACUGCACUAUCUUAUAUUGUACCAAACAAUGUUCCUUCUGGGGUUCCGAGGAGAUUGUUUGGUUCACUCCCGUGGGAAGCUGAAUCGUUGUACCAUUGGACAGUGAUCAAGGACAUGGGAAAAAUAUCGGUGGGGUAUAUUUUCGCCGCCUUAAUACCGGCUGUGAUGAUAGCGGGCUUGUACUUUUUCGAUCACAGUGUAGCUGCACAGAUGGCACAACAAAAGGAGUUCAACCUGAAAAAUCCAUCAGCUUACCAUUGGGACAUCUUUUUGCUAGGCGUCAUGACUUUGCUUUGUGGAUUACUUGGCCUCCCACCUUCAAAUGGUGUACUUCCACAGUCUCCUAUGCACACGAGGAGUCUCGCAGUCCUUAAGAGACAGUUGAUUCGGAGGAAAAUGGUGAAACGUGCAAAGGAGGGCAUGAAACAGCAAGCGAGCCACUCGGAGAUAUACGGAAGAAUGCAUGCUGUGUUUGUGGAGAUGGAAAAUGCUCCUUCCCACACGGUCGAUAAAGAGCUGGCAAAUUUGAAGGAAGCUGUCUUGAAACACGACGAGGUCGAUGGAGAAAUAAACGACAGAUUUGAUCCCGAAAAGUGCAUUGACCUCCAUUUGCCCGUCCGAGUGAACGAGCAAAGGGUGAGCAAUUUCCUACAGUCUGUGCUCGUGGGCCUUGCCGUGUGUGCUAUGCCCGUAAUCAAGAUGAUACCCACCUCGGUUUUGUGGGGAUAUUUUGCUUACAUGGCCAUCGAUAGCCUCCCGGGCAACCAGUUCUGGGAGAGGAUGCUCCUCAUGUUUGUACCUCCACGCCGUCGUUUCAAAGUUAUCGAGGAUUCGCAUGCUUCGUACGUGGAGUCAGUGCCAUUUAAGUACAUCUUCUUGUUUACGAUGUUCCAGCUCGGUUAUUUCGUGAUGUGCUUUUUGAUAACGUGGAUACCUAUUGCCGGCAUAUUAUUCCCGAUGCCUUUUUUCCUCUUAAUAAGCAUACGCAAAAACUUCUUGCCCAAGUUUUUUCCACCUCAAUACCUUCAAGAGCUUGAUGCCGCCGAGUAUGAAGAGAUUGUCGGGCACCCGAUGAAGGCUCGAAGCCUCACUCGCGGGGAUGGCGGUGAUGAUGAUAGCGCGGAAGAUUCUCCCGACUUAUCGUCUGCUGAGAUUUUAGACGAGAUGACGACGCACAGAGGCGAAGUCAAGCGCAGGUCCAUGAGCUUCAACGACAAGCAAUUUCAGGCUCUUCCUGCAGAAUCCAACGGGGUGUAA